AUGCCUGCUCCAGUUCAACCGCCUGCACCGGCGGUGCGAGGAGUGCAAUCCACUGCGCCCGUACCUCCUCCCUCCAGCCAGCGACCGCGAGCAAUCGACGCGCCGGGUAUCAAGCCGGAUUCCAGUUCUCCGAUCACGAGAGUCUGGCCUGCGAGCAUGACGGCUGGUGUGAAAGCUGCGGAGUCGAACCAAGGUGGCGGCUCCUUUGGUAACUCUGCUCGGGGCUUCUCUGUUCCUCCGCAACCGCUCUUUGGGAAAGGGCAAGCUUUCGGUACGCCAGAAAAUCAUCGCCCACUGACUGCUGCGACGCCUCAGUUCGGCCAGGUCAAUACUGGAAGCACCCAAGCGCCGGUGAAGAAUAUACCACGCGUAGGCGAGCGUUCUCCCCACGCACAAAUAUUUGACUUCGGCACAAAGGUCGUGACCAUCCGUGUUGGUCAUGAGCCCCAGCAUAAAGACUUUACCGUGCACGAAAACCUACUGAGCCGAUCACCGUACCUGAUGGACAUUCGCCACAAAAUGUCUACCUACAUUUCGUUGCCGGAUGCACAGCCAGAAGCCUUCAGCAUCUACCAACAAUGGCUGUACACGAAAGGACUUCAUACAAAGACAACAGUCAAGGAGGUAACUUUCGGACCUUUUGACCCAUCACACCGCGACGAAUGGACCAAGCUCACUGAUAUAUAUCUCCUGGGUCACAAGCUCGUCGAUACCGAUUUCCAAGACAGGGUGAUGGACGGCAUACUCGAGUGGCUGGACGAGACGACCACCAGCAUUUACGAUCUAUCUGUGCUUCUUGAAAACGUUGUUCAGAUUUACAUAGCGCUCAAAGACGCACGCGAAGACAAUCCUUUGAAACGUCUGAUAUCUGACACAGUCUCGCUGAAGUUCACUGACGCCAUGAUACAAAAGAUGGUCACUGAUCGUAAGAAGGAACUGCCACGCUCGCUCUUGCUGGACCUUGUGUCGAAGCUUUCUGCAAAUUCCAGUGGAAGCCUGAUCAUGUCCAGAGUUUCUACUCACCCUGAGUUCCGAGAGGCUUGCCACUAUCAUUGCCAUGCGGCGGGAGACUGUUACAGAAAGAAGUGA
Didymosphaeria variabile is the source of this 1089-nucleotide messenger RNA. RefSeq lists its product as uncharacterized. The transcript is spliced from 2 exons. The coding region runs from base 1 to 1089 and encodes 362 amino acids. The record is from RefSeq and is a predicted model, not a curated record. Lineage: Eukaryota; Fungi; Ascomycota; Dothideomycetes; Pleosporales; Didymosphaeriaceae.